AUGCAUGCCUUCAAUUCUAAACUUUCAGGUGAGGAAAUAACUGUCGAGGGUUAUGAACAUGUAAAGAAGGUAUGGAAAAAAUUCCAAUGUAAGAACUUGCUGGAUUACAGCAUCCUUUACCUAUUGAUGGAUGUCGGCUUGCUCGCUGACAUAUACCUAUCAUGGCGGAACGCCGCAUACGAACAGUUUGGACUAGAUCCUGUGCACUACCUGACUUCCACUUCCCUCUCCUUAGAUGCUUUUUUACAUUCAUCGAAGGUGCGGCUCCCACUCAUCAGCGAUGGGGAGUUAUACCAGUUAAUUACUUCCAAUAUCAGGGGAGGGUUUUGCAGUCUAGUAAACAGACAUGCUAUUGCCUCGAAUCCGCACGUUAACCCGCACCUCAAAGAUAAGAAUUCUAGAGAUAAGUUCAUUCUCUACGUGGACUUCACAUCAUUGUACCCGAACACAAUGGUCGAAUAUAAGAUGCCCUUGGACGAGAUAACAGAACUCGCGCCUCCCGAAUUAGAAGAGUUUAUUGGAAGAGAUAUUACCACGAUUGAUUCGCAAGGGGAAUAUGGAUACUUUAUACUUUUAGAUACCAAAAAGGUGCGGGAUGAUGUAGCGAGAGAUACAGAUGCUUUCCCCCUCGCAUUACAUCACAUGAAUAUAGGAGAUGAGCAUACUCUCAUGAAGCUGGGCCUUGAAAUAGAAUGUAUAAAAAAAGUUUAUAAGUUCAGACAGGACACUUACCUUAGGGAUUACAUAAUGAAGAAUGCAGCGCAAAGAGCCAAGGAAAGUGACCCGGAUAAGCGGAAUACAAUUAAAAUCCUUAUGAACGGACUUUUUGGUGUUACCAUAAAAAAUUCCCUGAAUUACGCUAAUAGAAAUGUUGUAGUAACGAAUGAAGCCAGUUUGUUUAGAAACGUGUCCAAACAUACGUAUAAGUCGCUCGAUAUGAUUAACGAGGAACGGUUCAUCAUCAACCACAACCGCGAGACCGUACUAGCAGACUCUCCCAUUUACAUCGGAUUCAGCGUACUAGAUCUCGCUAAAGAUAAGAUGUACGAGCGCAUUACAAAGACAGGGAAAGGAAAUCUCGGUUUAGUGAAAAUAGAAACAGGGGCGGAAUAUAUCAAAGAAUUCAUUGGAGUAAAACCUAAGGUAUACUCAUACCUGACCGAGACAAAGCGUUGUAAUACUCUGAAAGGUGUGCAAAGGUCCAAACAAAAAAGCAUAAGUCACGAUCAGUAUAAAGAUGUAGUUGAUGAGAAUGAAAUAACCUACACCGAAUUGUACAAUUUACAAAAUAUUAAAGGGACAAUGUGCCUAACAAAGCAGAAAAAAACUGCCCUGUGUCCGUUAGAGGAUAAACGUUUCUACGUUGACGCGUAUAACUCAUACGCAUAUGGCCAUCCUGAUAUAGAAGCAGUUACACCUCGAAGACAGCGAUACGAGGUCAUAACCCCCGAUAACGUAGACGAGGGUGAGGAGCUCGAGGUAGAGGAGGGGGAGGAGGAGGAGAUGAGUAAUCCAUUUAACAGAGAUACAACACCUUCAGCUCCCGCAAUGUGA
Macrobrachium nipponense is the source of this 1554-nucleotide messenger RNA. RefSeq lists its product as uncharacterized. The transcript has 3 exons. Bases 1 to 1554 code for a protein of 517 amino acids. Gene Ontology annotation, molecular function: DNA binding; DNA-directed DNA polymerase activity; nucleotide binding. Gene Ontology annotation, biological process: DNA replication. NCBI's taxonomy places the organism in Eukaryota, Metazoa, Arthropoda, Malacostraca, Decapoda, Palaemonidae. The record is from RefSeq and is a predicted model, not a curated record.